This is a messenger RNA of Pleuronectes platessa (European plaice), 600 nucleotides long. Its product is annotated as UDP-glucuronosyltransferase 2A2-like. The record is from RefSeq and is a predicted model, not a curated record. Lineage: Eukaryota; Metazoa; Chordata; Actinopteri; Pleuronectiformes; Pleuronectidae. Gene Ontology annotation, molecular function: UDP-glycosyltransferase activity.
AUGUAUUACUUCGAGAAAGUCAUCUUGAGGCAUAAAGGUGACCGACCGGCCACUCUGGGCAACAACACUUUACUCGUCGACUGGAUGCCCCUCCUGGGACAUCCAAAGAUUAAACUAUUUGUUGCUCACGGGGGAACCAACGGAGUUCAAGAGGCUAUUUAUCAUGGAGUCCCAGUUGUGGGUCUACCUGUGUUCUUUGACCAGAAAGACAACCUGCUCCGUCUGAAAGAGAGAGGAGGAGCUAAGAUUCUUACAUUAGCCACAGUGGACAAAGACAACAACUUCCUAGAAGCAAUACAGGAAGUCUUGACUGAGCCCUCCUACAGGCUGAACAUGCAGAGACUCUCCAGGCUGCACAGAGAUCAGCCAAUGAAACCACUGGAGACUGCCCUCUUCUGGAUAGAGUUUGUCAUGAGACACAAAGGUGCAGCUCACCUGAGAACGGAGUCCCACAGACUGCCCUGGUACUCCUACCACUCUGUAGAUGUAGUUCUGUCUUUCCUGGCUGCUGUUGCAUGGAGUAAAAGUGGUUUGAACCUUGAAGAGCACGAUGGUCUCAAGCUGUUCAAUCCGCUGGUACAGAUUCCGACCUAUGAGUAG